This is a messenger RNA of Brassica napus (rape), 1640 nucleotides long. RefSeq names its product bromodomain-containing protein DDB_G0280777. The coding region runs from base 187 to 921 and encodes 244 amino acids. The transcript has 3 exons. Lineage: Eukaryota; Viridiplantae; Streptophyta; Magnoliopsida; Brassicales; Brassicaceae. The record is from RefSeq and is a predicted model, not a curated record.
UUUAACGAUGAAUACUUGCACAGGGCCAUCAUCAUCAAAGACGUAUGCUCUCUUUCUUGCCUUGUGUUUACCUAAUUGUUUUUUUCUUUUGAAUAUGUAAACAUAGACGACCUAACUAGGCCCAUAGCGGCCAAAAUUAUCCGAGAACGUUCUUAUCAAUCGGAGAUUGAAGACUUAGUAUCAACGAUGAACACUUGCACAUCACCAUCACCAUCAUCAAACACUGCUCCCAUGCCACCACCAACGAGUAAUCCAUUGAAGUUGUUCGUGGAAGACAUUGAAAAAUCUCAAACGUUAACACUUUAUGAAAAAUACGUCAAGAUCCAAAUGUAUCUUGUCUCUCUCAAGGAGGAGAUGAGUAAGAUCAAGGAUCUCGGACUUCCUAACUCCAAACGAAUCCUAGAUCAUGCUAUCAAGACUCUUGAGGUGGAACAUAACAGUGUUUCAGAAAAACUAAAGAAUGUUACGAAUCAAACAGGAGUUACAAAUGUGGGCGUAUUUCCGGAAGAGAUGAUAAGGGUCUCUCAGAAGCCAAGCCCAAACCCAACUAACACUGUGCUACAAGCACCACAAAUAUCGAUGCAAAGUCAACAAGGAACAUGGCAUCGCGGAUUAGGGCAACAAGGAUCACUGCAAACAAUAAUGCAACAGCAAAGGUAUCAAAUGUUACAGCUACGUCAAGCAAGGCGACAGCAAGAGCAACAGCAGCAAGGGUUACUGCAACCACAAGUUAUGAAACCAAGUCAACUGCAACAGCAAAUGAUACAACAACAACAGCAAAUAAGGCAAGCGCAAAUGCAACAGCUACUGCAACCACAAAUUAUGAAACUGAACCCAACAAUAAAUGAACAAAGUCAACUGCAACAACAUCGAGAAUUACUGCAACAAUUAGGGCAACAAGUAUUCGGGCAACAAGAAUGAGGGACAAGGUAUAGUUUGGGUUUUUAAAAUUUUUAAUUUUCUAUUAAGUGCCUUUUGAAAAUGUCCUUAUGAGUAUCCUAUUGGAUGAUACUUGUCUGUGAGACUCAUUAAAAGAGAGAGAGAGAGAGAGAGAGAGCUAUUAGAAUUGCUUUUUUUUUUUUUUUUUUCAUUUACUCUUAAGUUUUUCUAUGUUUUGAUAUUCACCAUGUUUGUGAUUCGAAACUCACCAUCUUUCAGUCAUCAGAAACAUAAAAUAGGACAUUUCAUUUACUUUUUGCUGAUUAACUUGAGAGGUUAGUAAUUUUAAUUAACACUAGGAAACUAAAAGAAGUUUGAACUAAUUAAGUACCAACUGGUUGGUGGUUAAUGGUAUUGAGAAUGUGUAUUUAAAUCACUAGAAAACUAAAGUUGGGUAGAUAACAAUAUCAUUUAAGCUGUUUAUAGUCUUUAAAAGAUGUUUACACUAGAAAUAUGAUUUUUUCAAAUUUUGACAGGUCUGUGAUUGAGCAGUUUUUCUUUCAUUUUUUAUGGAUUGCAAAUCUAUCAAUUAAAUAAUGACAUCUAAUAAUAUAGUUUAUGUUCCUAAUCUCUUUUAGGAAGAGAGAACUAAAAGUUCUAAAACAGUUUGAAAGAAAUAGUAAAAAUACAAAGUCAAAGCUAGAAGCUAGUUUUUCUCGUUACAAAUCCAUAAUUUGCGCGAAAAGCCAAGGGCUUCAAAA